GGUUCAGGUGGCGGCCGAGGAGGAGGCCCUGGGCGUCUUGGAGGCGGCGGCGGAGGAUUUGGAGGCCGAGGCGGCGGAUCCGGCCCUAUGAGGAACCGACAGAACCUGAACCGCGCUAGAGGCAGACCAACGCCUUACAGCAGGGUAUGAGAAAAUUAGAGGAAUGGGCAGAAAAGGAAAACCCUUCGGCAAACCUGAAAAUGCCUGGUUAACAUCCUUCUAUUCUCCAGCAGGCUUGCUAGCUAACCCUCUAGCCAGCUUGCUAGUCAAGCGAUAAAUGUUCGCUAUAACCGCCGAGUUUCCCUCGGGGGGAGCUCUAUGGUUUGCGGUUAAGCAUUUAUGGAAGUUGUAACGUAUUCAUAAUGUGUCCCUUCUCCCACAACCCGUAUGUUACAUCACUUUUUUGUCAAGAGGAGGCCUUGUGGAGAGAGUGAGCGUGUUAGCUAUUUUGGCUAACUAGCUAAAGUUGGAUCGUGAAGGCCUCGGCGGCGCCAUUUUAAGUUAGAGCUAGUUGCCAACGAUCGAUAAGAGAGCUUUCCAGCCCAAGUGUCCAAAUGAUGGUGAGAGGAACCCACGUCAACGAGAAAAUUCACCCGCACAUGAUUUUUUCCACCACUUUUUUGGAGCAUAGUUUUUGGUCUUGUCCCGGGGCAGCGACCAGGCGGCCUUUGUUCGGGAGUGGCUGGCGGGUUUCACAACAAGGCCUGUUUGGUGGCUUUUCAACCGGUCUGGCUGUUACUUGAGGAUGGAUCAGUGGACUUCAACCACCCUGGUAGUGUUCUUAUAAGGCAAACCUUCACUCCUAAAGUGUGAAUGAGUAUUUAGAUGAGCCCAACAAAGCCCCAAUCAAAAUGGCGUGGUCUCAAAAUGGACGCUCAGAUAAUCCACGCUCGCAUAGAGGGGAUAGCUGUCCCUUAUCUAGUUGUUUUUUUCAGAUCCAUCCUCUCAUGGACACUAACCCCUUCACGAAAGCCCUUUUCGUGGCUUGGUAAAGAACUUUGGGUCGGGCCAGGAAACACGGUGCAACGCUGGAGGCAACACUGCUUCAGAUGGCGACCCCCUGUGUACCCGAGGAUCAUAUCUGGAGAGCCUUUGGUGGAGGCGCAGAUGCCUAAACAGCUUCCAGAUAAGUGGCAGCAUGACAUGUUUGACAACGGCUUCAGCGGCUUCAGUGGCCCUGCUGGAGGUGGCGGAGGAGCCGGUGUGGAAACUGGAGGGAAGCUCCUUGUCUCAAAUCUCGACUUUGGGGUCUCAGAUGCAGACAUUCAGGAACUUUUUGCUGAAUUUGGGACUCUGAAGAAGGCUGCAGUUCAUUACGACCGAUCAGGAAGAAGCCUGGGAACAGCAGAUGUCCACUUCGAACGGAGGGCAGAUGCUCUCAAAGCCAUGAAACAGUACAAUGGCAUCCCACUUGAUGGGCGGCCUAUGAACAUCCAGCUCGUCACAUCACAAAUUGACACACAGAGGCGACCUAUGCAGGGUCUGAACAGAGGCGGAGGAGGCAUGAACAGAAAUCGCGGGGGUGGCUUCAGAGGAAUGCAGAGAGGCCGUGGAGGGCGUGGCUCAGGUGGUGCUGGAGGAAGAGGUCGGGGCGGCCGCGGCGGUAGCAGCAAGCAACAGCUGUCAGCAGAAGAACUCGACGCACAGUUAGACGCCUACAAUGCCAGAAUGGACACCAGCUAAGAAAUGAAGCUCCUCUGGGUUGUCGUCCCUUCCUGUCUGCACAGAAGGGUGGUCGUUACAGAUGUGCAGAAUAUUUUACACUUGGUCGUCUUCUGAUGUGAUUUGAAAUUAUUGUUCCAACCUCUUCUUUUAAAUGCUCCGAAGUGUUUUUUACCAGUAUUUUUUUUUUCUCCUUUUUUUCUGAUGAAAAUGGUUUUGGCUGUAGGUUAAUGGGAAUUGGGUUUUCCCCAGUUCUUACUUGUACCCUGUAGUUUAUGACACUUGGAAUAAAACCUACAGUGCAUAUUAACCAAA
This is a messenger RNA of Epinephelus fuscoguttatus (brown-marbled grouper), 1977 nucleotides long. It is a transcript of the gene alyref, whose product is annotated as Aly/REF export factor. The record is from RefSeq and is a predicted model, not a curated record. Gene Ontology annotation, biological process: mRNA export from nucleus. NCBI's taxonomy places the organism in Eukaryota, Metazoa, Chordata, Actinopteri, Perciformes, Serranidae. Gene Ontology annotation, cellular component: nucleus. Gene Ontology annotation, molecular function: mRNA binding. Bases 826 to 1683 code for a protein of 285 amino acids. The transcript is spliced from 6 exons.